Schistosoma curassoni is the source of this 3498-nucleotide messenger RNA. The record is from the annotation of a GenBank genome assembly. NCBI's taxonomy places the organism in Eukaryota, Metazoa, Platyhelminthes, Trematoda, Strigeidida, Schistosomatidae.
CAUUAUUAUUAUUAUUACUAUAUAAUACAUUGAACUUAUGCAGUAUAGUGAUAUUGUAUAACAUAUGUGUAAUCAGUGUGUUACAAUUAAAUUGAAUUAUACAAAUUAUUCAAUUAUUCAAUUUAUUAUUCAUUAUAUCAAUGAUUAUUAUUAUUAUUUAAUUAAUUAUCAAAAAUAUUAUUUAAACUCAUCGUCAUCGUUAUCAACAUCAACAUCAACAUCAUCAUCAUCAUCAUUAUGGUUAUUAUGGAAAUCAAACAAUAUUUCAAAGAAACAAUGUUAUUUAAUAAAAAAUAAUAAAUUUAUUAAACAAGAAAAUUUUUAUUCAGUUUACAAUACUACUAAUAAAACGACUACUACUAAUACAAUUUAUAAUAAAUCAUUUAUAUGUUUAUGUAUUAUGAUGAUAUUUUGUGUUCAAAUGUCAAUUUCACUGACAACAGGUAUAAAGAUAUCAGAUCAAUUUAUUGAUAGUAGCACCAGUAAUAAUAAUAAUAAUGGUAAUGGAUAUGAAUUUAUGAAUAUUGAAUUAUUACGUCAUAUGGGUGAAGAAACAUUAAGAACCGGUGGUGUAAUCACUCAAUUAUUUGAUGCAAUUGAAUUCUCUGUUGUACAUCAACGAUCUACCUCAUAUUUAAGUAUUCAAUAUUUUAUUGGUUAUAAUCGAUCAUUAUGGUUUACUGUAACACCAUGUACAAAUUUAUUGAAUCGUAUUGAAUUUGUUGGAUCAUCUGCUUAUAAUGAACCAUGGGAAGAAAGUAAAGAUUAUGGUUUACAGUUAUCGAAAUCUGAUAUAUAUUCUGUAAAUUGGCCACAACAAAAAAUUCGUGUAGAACCAUUUCCAAGUGAAACAAAAUUACCAAAUUUCACUUUAAUUAAUCAAGGUGAUACUAUUCUAGGUUUAACACGUUCAAGAUUACAUUUUACACAAAUUAAAUAUAAAACAGAUAGUUUAAAUGUACGCUUAUAUGGUAAUAUUGGUGAUGCAUAUAAUGUACGUCUUAGUACACGUAGUUCACCAAAACAUGCUUUAGAUGGUUAUCCAGAAUUGGAUAAAACUUCAACUAUAUCUGUAUGUUUAGUACAAAAUACAAAUGAUACAUUAGACAUAUCAUGGAAAGGAGUAAUGCAUAAUUCAAUGCAAAUUAAUUAUUGUGUAGUUAUUAAUGCAAAUGAAAAUCUUUAUUAUGAAUGUACAGCAAUGUCAAGAUUGAAUCAAUUUUUUAAUUAUCAUACAAAUGAAAAAUUUGAACGACCUAAAAUAUUCCAAGAUACCGAUUAUUUAAGACCAAAAUUAAUUGAUAAUUAUGUAUAUAAAUGUGGUACAAAGUCAAUGAUAAGAAUUAGACUAACAUCAACAUUAAGUCAAAUAUUAAAUGAUUUACAUAGAAAUCAUUCACUAAAAUUAUUUAUUAAUGUUUAUGCAAUCAAUAAACGUAUGGAUAUUAGUACCGCAUAUCCAGUCAAAAUGAUACAAUAUUCAAUACAAAAUUGUCAAUCAAAACGUUAUAUUAAUAAUAUUAAAGUAAUCAAUAAAUUAUAUUAUAAUCAAUUUUAUUGGAAUUCUGAUGUUUUAUUUAAAAUGGAAUUUAAUGGGAAAUUAUUUCAAUUAUAUUAUCAACCAUGUCGUUUACCUGGUAAUAAAGCUAUAAAUUAUACAAUAACUUUAUUGAAGAAAAUCAAUUUGCAGAAUUCUACUAUGACAACAUCAAAUUUACAAACACUAUGUGAAUAUCCAAUCAACAGUCAUCGAGUAUUGCGUAUGUGUUUAGAUUCUGGGGACGGAGUUUAUUACUUACAACUAAAUGGCAAUCCUAAUUUUGAAAAUAAACAACCAGUGGGUAGAUAUUUUUUCUUGGGACCUAACACAACCAGCUUACUACCUCAGAAACCAAAAUACACAUAUUUUCCAACAGAUAUUUCAACUAUUAUUAUUCAACCAUCAAGUAAUCAAACUAUAUUUCAAAUUCCAUCACCAUUUUUACAACAACAUUUAAGACAUUAUCGUUUUACUAAUCAUCGUGUAAAACGUACUAAUUAUCAUCAAUUAUAUUUAAAUAAUAAAUUAAAAUCUAAGCAAAUUAAUAAUUAUUUAAUGAAAACAAUUACUACAAUUUCAUUAAAUAAUAGUAAUAAUAAUAAUAAUAAUUUUGUAAACAUUCCAAAUUUAUUAAAACGUCCAUUCAGAAAUAUUCCAAUGAAAAAUGGUUUUCAAAUUGGUGUUGAAUGUACAUCACAUCAAGUGUAUAUAAGUUUAAAAAUUCAUGUUAAUCCACAAAAUUAUUGGAUUUAUACAUUACCAGUAUUAAAUGAUCCAAUAAAUAAUAUAAAUUUAAUGUGGGAUUAUUUAAAUAAUAAUAUGACCGAUUAUUGUGAAUUUCCAAAGCAUAUAUUAUCUAAACAAAUUAAACAAACUAUAAAACCAAUUUAUUGUCAAACAACUCAAGGAAUGCAUUCACUUGAAUUAACUAUACCAGCAUAUCAUCGUAAUGAUUAUCCAAGAUUUUAUUUAAUAUUAAUUUAUGUAUCAAAUAAUGAUGAUAUUAAUGGAAAAUAUAAACAAUUAUUUGUACGUCAAUUAUUAGAUACAUGUAAUAUUAUAUCAAAUGGUUGUUAUCCUAAUGUACCAACAGAUUGUCGUCAAAAUUAUCCAAAAUAUUUACCAUACACAUUUGAUCCAUUAAUGUCUAGUUCAGUAAUAUUAAAUUCAAAUUCAUCUAAUCAAAUACCUGUAUGUAUGAUAGAUGAAUAUUAAAUAAAUAUGUCUAUUGUUUAUUUAAUAUUUAAUUAUAGUUUAAUUAAAUUUUUAUUUAAUUCUAGUCAAUCAUCCAUAGAAACGUUUAUGUAUUUAUUUAUCAUUUAUCAUUGAACAUUCAUUGCAUUUAUAAGUUUUCAAGUUUAUUUAAAGGAAAACAAACAAAAACAAUACAAGUGAAAUAAAUGAUAACAAUGGAAUAUUUGUUCUUUUGUGAAAAACAAAAAAAAAUUAUUUUUUACUUAUUUUAAACACUGAUUUUUUUUCUUUUUGAAAAGGCCUUUCACAGUAAAAAAAAAGAAGAAAAAGAAAAAGGAGACAGAUUCGAUCUAGAACAUCAGACUCAGUAUAAACCACCAGUUAAAUUGUCUAUUAUUAUUAUUAUCUUUUUUUUGGGGGGGGGGGCGGGUUAACUAUAAUAAGAUGUCAUAUUUGAAUUGUAUUUAUUAUUUUCAUUUAUUUCAUUUUACCCGGUGUUAUCUGUAAUAUCAUUAACACCAUAUUAUACAAUAAUAAUAUCUAUCAUUUGUUCUAUUCUAUAUGAUCCUUUUGAAUCAUUUACAAAUUUUUUUUUCAAUUAUAAUUCUUUGUAUAUCUUUUCCUCUCUGAUUAUACAUAUUUAAUUUUAUAAAGGAAAAAAUAAAGACAAAGAAUGUAUUUUCUCAUAGCAACAAAAUAUUUGUCACUGUUUUAUUUUAUUGAUGAUUCAAUUAUUAUUUUUUUAAUACAUAUAUCAUAUACGC